UGAUUCCCAUGCCAGGUUACAUCUGAAAAUAUUAUUUUCCCAUCAUCUGAAAUGUACUUCUUGGUCCUAAUCCAUGUUUUGAAUGGAACUUUUGGACUGGUAACCGUCAAAAUAUGUCAGUUAUAAUGGAUGAUAGCACAUUACCAAGCAUGAACAUAAUGCGUAAAUUAAAAGGGGGUGGCAGCGUCGGGAGUGUGGGUUCCAGUAGCAGCGGAGGCUUGGAUGAAUCCACAAGCGGAGCGAACCCGCAGCAUACUGCUCUGGGUCUGAUGCACCUGAAAAAGCUUUUUUCAGAAUACACUCACCCUCCACACCCCCUAUCUGAAGCAGAACGUGAUGAUAAACUGUAUAAUAUGCUGCCUUUGUUCUGCAAGGUAUUUGGAUCCAGUCCAUCUGGGGAUAUGAAUGAGAAGUUUUGGGAUAUUUUAGCAUUUACACAGCAAGUAUCUGCAUUGAUGGUAUCUGAAAUUAGCAGAAGGGCAAGCAAUCAGAGUACCGAAACAGCAAGUUGUGCUAUUGUAAAGUUUUUAGAAAUUGAAAACAGUGAAGAGUCCAGCAAUGGGUGGAUGCUACUAUCUGCAUUAAAUCUACUAGCUGCUGGCGAUACUUCUUUGAUACUGGCUAUGACAACUGCUUCCGUUCCAUCGACUUUGGUAAAGUGCCUCUACUUGUUCUUUGAUUUACCGGAAAUGAGCGAAGACGAGGCAGAUGUUACCGAUACAAAUAGUGAAUUCACACCUCGAGAACGUAGAAUACUCCUACAAAAGAUUUUUGUUCAGCUGCUAGUACGAUUAUGCAGUCACCCAUAUCCGGCGGAAGAACUUGCCCGCAAAGAUGAUUUAACUUUACUGUUCUCGGCGAUAACUAGCUGGUGUCCUCAUUACAAUGUAAUGUGGCGGAAAAGUGCAGCAGAAGUUCUAAUGACCUUAUCUCGUCACGGCCUUACGCAGAGUGUUGUUUCAUACAUACACAAUAAAGGAUGCAUAGCACUUUGCAUUGAUAAUAUGCAACGAGUGCCCGAAUUAGCCCCAUUGGAGGUGGUUGAAAUGUUUGUGACAGUAUUCUGUUUCUUAAAAGAUUCCAGUGAAGUAUCUCAGACAUUGUUGGAUGAUUUCCGUGCUUGUCAAGGAUACGUAUUUCUAUCGGAAUUUUUAUUGAAACACGCGCCAUCAAGAUUGGAACAAGACGAGAAAGCUGAGGCACAGGACGCAAUUAGGAAUCUGGUCUUAAUGUUAGCGUCACUUACCAUGUGUGGUCAUACAGAGUUAAAACCAAGUCAAACCAGUAUGGGAUCUCUUUUUCAAAUGUUAGGCUUUACGUUACCUCAACCGAGUAAUAGAGGUGGCAGUGUCCGUAACGUGCAAGCAUUCAAGGUUCUACAAUCAGUAUUUGUCAAAUCCAAUUCAUCUCUAUUGUGCUGUACUAUACUCGACGCCAUAUCAAGCGUUUAUCAUAGCGACAACGCCAAUUAUUUCAUUUUGGAGGGACAGAAUACUUUGUCACAAUUCUCCGAAAAAAUUCAUCUGAAAAAUCCAGAAAUUCAAAAGAAGUUCUUCCAGCUCAUAGAAUUUAUAGUAUUUCAAUUAAAUUUCGUGCCUUGCAUAGAACUCGUAUCUCUGUCUAUAUUACUGAAGAAAAACAAUUCGGUCAGUUGCAGUAUUAUGUGCGUGGAAACUCUUCUAAAUAUACUGAGACAUAAUGGAAUAUUCAAAGAUGUUUAUCAAGAAGUUGGCAUCCUUGAAGUAUUUGUGACAUGUCUUCAUCGCUAUGCCACAUUAUUAAAGGAUAAACAAGCUGCCACGGAUAAGGGAUUGGAAUACAAAAUGUGCCCGGAACAAGAACGACUUGGUUUUUUAGUGAUGGAGGCUUUAACAACACUUUUGGCAGGAAGUACACAAAAUGCUAAUGUAUUUAGGGAAUGUGGAGGAGCGCGAUGCGCUCACAAUCUUGUACCGUACGCCGAUUGUAGACAUCAAGCCCUUGGCAUCGUUAGGGAGCUAAUACUCAGUGCAGGUGGUGACGACGACAUGGCAACUUUACUCGGUGUCAUGCAUUCUGCACCACCCAGUGCACUUGUACUCAAAACUCAUAUACUAAAAUCUUUGCUCUCUUGUCUUCGAGAAUCGCACCGAACAAGAACCGUAUUCCGUAAAGUUGGCGGUUUUGUUUACGUAAUGUCUGUUCUUGUAUCUUUGGAAGGUCGAUUAGGCACCCAAAUGUUACAAAGUGCAGAACCGUGCAACGAUCUCAGUCAGCGAACCCCUCAAGAAGAAGCCCAAUUGUUGACGCUGUUGCAUGUUGUCUUUCAUACAAUUAGUACAGCCAUGAGAUUUGAACCUGCAAAUGCGAAAUUUUUUCAUCACGAGAUAUGCCAAUCGAGUCUCUGCGAUACCUUACGACUUCUCGGUUGUUUCUCAACUGAUACCAAAGUUACCGAAACCGACGUUAUGCUAACAUUAAAUUAUCAUAAUACUCUACUUGCCCUAUUUACCAGUAACGUGUUAGAACCAACAUUUCCUGGUGAAAUGCCAAAAACUUUGGGAUACGCGUGUAUAUUAUUGAGGCUCCUUUACGAUGUUGCACUGGAUGCUUUCGAUAAGCCUAAUCUCACUGGUGUGAGUAUAAGGUCUCCAAGCCAUAAACAGACUACUGUGGAGCAUCAGAAAUUACUGGAUUCGCCUGGAAGCGGGAAAAGAUGCAAUGUAAAUUCUCUAAAUCUGAAUCCUCCUGCUCCGGAGCCAAUUGUUGUUCAUCCCGGAAUUGUUGUUGGCAUGUUACAUCUGCUACCUUCGAUUCACGAACCUUCCAAUCCUCAGUUUGCUUUGGCACUUCAAUUGUAUAUAGCUGAAGUCAUCAAAAGCUUGGUACGCUCUGAAAGGAAUCAGCAAGUCAUGUGCGAUGCUGGAAUGGCGGGAGAAUUAUUAAUGAUGGGCAGAAUUGCUCUGCAAGAUGAAACACAUCCUCUCCAUCAGCCAUUGCAAUACAUCAUAGAAAGACUUGCAGCUCAAUCGCUGGAACCCAAAGACUUGAGGGAAUUUUUGAGACUUGGCGAUCCAUUAUGCUGCAUAUGCUUAGAUGAAAUGGAAACUAACAAGCCGAAAGGAGGUCCUGUUCCAUUGACUCGAAUAAAAACCUUGGUAUCGAUGACUACCCCCAAAGAUUUUAGAGCACAUGGUUCUUGCACGUUACCAUCCUUCGUUGAAUUCGAUAUGAGUGCAGAAGGGUUUGCGUGUCUGUAUUUACCCAGUGUCGCACCACAAAGCACCACACCACCCACAGUAGUAACAGCUGAUAACAGCGUACUUGGUGGAAUUGGAUCAGGUGAUAGAUUGUUUCCCCCACAAACUGGAUUAACAUACAGCACUUGGAUAUGUGUCGAUAAAUUCAGUGAUCCCCGAACAGAUCCGCAUUGUGUGAGAUUGUUGACUUUGGUACGGAGUCCUCAAUCGGCUCGAGAUUUAAUUUGCUUCACUGCCGUCCUCAGUGCAAGAGAUAAAGCCAUUAUUGUUUCCACUCAAGAGACCGCCUUGCUUCAGAAUGUGAGCGAGUGGGAGCCAGAGCGAGCAGGUGAAUCCGCAGCUAGAGUGUGGUGUCCGGAUUUACUUCAUGAAGGGCAGUGGCAUCAUAUUGUGAUAGUGUUGAAUCGCGCUGUCUUGAAGAACUCCAGUUUCUCAUUAUACUUAGAUGGCCAACACGUACACAGUCAAAAGCUGCAUUACAUUACGCAAAGCCCAGGAGGAGUUGCGACAAAUUUAACCGUAGCAUCACCCGUGUAUGGUUAUAUAGGAACGCCUCCAUGUUGGCGACGGUAUUCCCGACUUACAUGGAAACAAGGACCGUGUCAUUUGGUAGAAGAAGUAUUUAACUCUCAUAGCGUAGCUAUUUUGUUUAAAUUAGGGCCUCAUUACAUGGGUAGUAUGCAAGCACCGCAAAUAACUGGACCUGAGCCUUUACCAGCUUUAGUAGCUGAAGAAAAGGUCGUUUUUGGAUUGAAUGCCAAAGCCAUGUCGCAGCUGACACUUGCGAAAAUUAGAAAAGUAUAUAGUAGGGCUGAUAACAAGUCAAUAGCUAAACAGCUGGGCAUGUCGUCUCAUGAGAACGCUACACCGAUUAGAAUUUUACACAACUCUGCUGGACACCUGAGUGGACCAGCGAGGGCAUUGGGUGGUGUUGUGGUUGGUUAUUUAGGAGUUCGAGUUUUUAAUCCUCGACCAGUUGCCACUAUGAUUGACAAUGUUGGUGGCUGCUCCGUUUUACUUGGAAUGAUUGCAAUGGCUCAAGAUGUGGAAUCACUUUAUGCUGCUGUAAAAGCAUUAGUAUGCGUCGUACGCUCUAAUCAAGCAGCCCAACAAGAAAUGGAUCGGCGAAGAGGUUACCAAACUUUGGCAAUGUUGCUGAGAAGGAAGUGUCCCCUUUUGAACAGUCACAUAUUGCACCUCACAUUUAGUUUGGUAGGUACGGUCGACAGUGGAAGGGAAACCAGUGCUAUUCCUAAUGUUACUGCUUUCCAAGAUCUUUUAUGCGACCUGGAGGUUUGGCACGAAGCACCAGGAGAAUUGCUACGUUCUCUCCUGGAACACUUGUACGAAUUGAUUGCAGAGUCUAGCGAGAAGCGUACAAAUUUAAGGCUCAUGAGAGAUUUGCAAUUAGUACACAAACUGCUGCACAUUUUAAGCGAUGUAAAACAGAACGCUACAAGACAAGUACUUUUAGCACUGUUAAACAUAUUACUGGGUCAACCUCGGCAAGCUGAUUUAUUGUGGUUUGGGCAAUUUAUCGUGGCUACUUUGCCAGUUUCCUCCGAGAAACAUUUAGUAUUGCGCGAAGCCGAUGGUUCGAAAGACGGAGAGGGUGAAUGUAUACUAUUAAGGAAUCGAUGCUUACAGCUUUUACAUUCAUUGCUGUUCAAUGGGUCGAAAGUAAAUACAAGCAUGUGUGAAGAGGUGGCACGCGUUUUGGGAUUGGAUUGGGUGCUCCUAUUCCUGCAAGCCGGUCUUCACAACUCUACAGUGGUUUGGGGGCUACGUAUAUUGGUUGCAAUCUGUUCGGUACAAUCGAUAUUACAAAAAUUCAAGGAAGGAACGAGUAACGGAGGCUGGUUACGCCACACAGACCACAACAAAGUAGCAUUAGCGUUAGGAUGUCAUCAACAGAUGUCCGGAGGUGAUAUAAAAACCGCAGGACUUCAUGUCCCAGGCUUCCAACACCUUGGCUGGUUACUCCCUCAGCACGUAGAUCUUGAUCCUGAACUAUACUUCUUAUUUAUUGCUCUCACGAUGGGCCAACCUGUAAAAUUACUGCCUGCUGAUUCGAAGCUGGACCUCAAUAAUGUCUGGAACUUCAUGUUCGGCGUACCGGCAAAUCAUUCGCUAUCUUCAUAUGCUAGCAGAAUCAAUCUUUGUCCUGAGGCUGUAGUUACGCUCUUGGCCAUGGUUCGCACCAUGCUUAACAGUUAUUCUACUGGCCCAGAGAAUUUGCCAGAAUGGCUCACUGACUAUCCAGUGACAAUAAUCCAAUUCUUAUUCUUUCUGUAUCACAAUUUUACCGAUUUCAUGCAUGUGUUCAUGUCAGCUGAGGUACUGGGGGCACUGGCUGGGACCUUAUUCCCAAAGCCAGGAAACUGUCAAGACAGCAGCGGUGCCAGCACUCCAUCGGAUGAGGAACCGGUGUUGGUGCGGUCUCCGUCGAAAGACGUGAGUCUUACAAACCACCCGGCUCGGAAAUUUGUCAUGGAUUUUCUCAGAGUUAUUAUAGUCGAUUCCCUUUCACUGCCCGUAACCGCAAAAUCACCACCUGCGAUCGAUCUUGUUUUGGAAGCUUGGCCAGAACAUGCUUCUACUGGACAACAAACUCGUUACCAAACAGAAGUUUUGUCAAUUUUAAUGGACCAUUUACUGGCAGCGGAUGUUCUUAUUGGCGAACAAGCUGCCUUGCCGGUUGUACCUGGCGGUUCUGCUAAUAAUAUUACCAAUAAUGUAUGUUACGUUGCUGCCAGGAUAGUCGAUAAAUUGUGGCAAGGCGCUUUAACCAAAGAUCCACACGAAGUAUUUGAUUUUAUCGUAAAACUUAUCGGCCAAGCGAAACGAAGACCUGGUGCUGUCAGUAUGGAAGGUCUUCAUCAUUGCCUAAAUAGGACAAUCUUAUUUCUCCUGUCGCGAUCUACGGAGUCUAUCGCCGAUCAAAUGGCUGUUUUAGAAGCGUUGCACAAACUUACAAACCAUAGGCUGUUAGUUUUUGGUGCUGGGAAUCAUGAACUAGAGUUUAUCGGUUGUUUGACGUAUUGUCUUCUUCAAUUGACAGCUGAUAUAAAGAUUAUGUUGGACACCAAUAUGAAAACCACUUGGCAUGUCAAUCCACAAGUUGAAUCCAGCGAUGACAGGUUAACAUCUCAUCAGGGACAUAAUUUAAUGGCUGUGGCUGCAUUGAGAGUGUGGGAAGAACUUUACGUUUGCAAGAAGCCCGCUAUUGAAGAAGUAUUUAAAAUUACUUUACCUCAACCAACGGGUAACGAACGAGCUCCUGACUUAGGAGCCGUGAGGGAUCAAGUUUAUGAAGCUGCGACAAGAUUAUGGUUGAAUUAUGUAGUAUUGGAGAGAAAAGCUUCAUACCGAGUACCUUGGGAAUUUCAUAAUCAAAUUCAAUCGAAAAUCCAAAAAGUAACCGGAGGUUUGACGAGACUGGCAAGUAGGACAAAGGUUAGAAAAGAGGAAUCCAUACGAGUUAGGCUAAGACUUCAUCAGAAUACUGUGGCACAAUGGACAGAACAACAUGUAGCUCUGGUCAGAGAACUUGCAGCAGCAAGACGUUUACAGCAUCAACAGACCUAUCAGCACACCCAGCGUUACGUAUAUCAAGAAUGGUUACAAACAGAAACAGAAUUGACAAGGGAAAGAGGUUUAUGGGGUUCGACUGCACCUACUAAAUUGGACAAAUGGAUGCUGGAUAUGACAGAAGGUCCUUGCAGAAUGCGCAAAAAAAUGAUGAAAAAUGAUUUGUUCUACAUUCACUAUCCGUACAGGCCAGAACUGGAACAUCCCGAUAAUAAACAAUUGAAGUACAAAGUAGCCAGUAGUCUGGACAGCAAGGACUAUUAUUUAAAGCAACUGGAUAACGCAUCGGGAAUGUUCGAACGAGAACGCGAUCCAGUGAUCGACGAUACUCCCUUAAAUGUUAACGAAGUGUCAACCGAGAGUGAACCGCCAAUGGUGCCUUGCACAUUGGAGCGUCAUGCCAGCGAGCCUGAUGAAACUGCAGAAGAUAAUGAACAGGAAGAAGAGAAUAACCAGGCUGUACCAGAUAACCAGACUCUCCUUCGACUGCUUGAAGAGCACGAGAAGAUAAGCCACAUGUUCAGGUGUGCAAGAAUACAAGGGUUAGAUACAACGGAAGGUCUUUUACUUUUUGGCAAAGAACAUUUUUACGUCAUCGAUGGAUUUACUUUAUCAAAGUCGAGGGAAAUAAGGGAUAUCGAGAGCUUGCCCGAAGCUUAUGAACCUAUAUUGCCUUCACCUGGAUCUCCUAGACGAUCCAGGGCUAUGAGACAGUGUUCGAAAUUUAAUUACGAAGACAUUAGGGAGGUCCAUAAGAGAAGAUACCUAUUACAACCGAUGGCGUUGGAAGUUUUCAGCGGAGAUGGUAGAAAUUACCUCUUGGCAUUUCCGCGUAAAGUACGGAAUAAAGUUUAUCAAAGGUUCAUGACUUUCGCUACUGCCAUCGCUGACAGUGCCCAACAAUCAGUGGCUGGUCAAAAGAGAACAGCAAAUGUCGAGCAGGCUACGGGAUUGUUGUCGAAUCUAAUUGGGGAAACGUCUGUUACGCAGCGAUGGGUGAGGGGAGAAAUAUCUAACUUUCAAUAUCUGAUGCACCUCAAUACGCUGGCUGGUCGUAGUUACAAUGACCUUAUGCAGUAUCCCAUCUUUCCUUGGAUAUUGGCCGAUUAUGACAGCGAAGAAUUAGAUUUAGCCGAUCAAGCGACCUUCCGAGAUUUCGCAAGACCCAUGGGUGCACAAAGCUCUGAGCGAUUACUACAAUUUAGGAAGAGAUAUAAAGAAUGGGAUGAUCCACACGGAGAAACUCCACCGUAUCAUUACGGUACACAUUAUUCGUCAGCAAUGAUAGUGUGUUCUUAUUUGGUAAGAAUGGAGCCAUUCACGCAGCAUUUCCUCAGGUUGCAGGGAGGUCACUUUGAUUUGGCCGACAGAAUGUUUAACAGCGUUAAGGAAGCAUGGCUCUCGGCUUCUAAACACAAUAUGGCAGAUGUAAAGGAACUGAUACCAGAGUUCUUCUACUUGCCAGAAUUUCUUGUCAAUUCCAAUCACUUUGAUCUAGGCUCGAAACAAAGUGGCGUUCAACUUGGAGAUAUAGUUCUUCCUCCAUGGGCGAAACAGGAUCCUCGUGAAUUCAUUCGAAUGCAUCGUCUCGCUUUAGAAUGCGACUUUGUCUCUCAACAUUUACAUCAUUGGAUAGAUUUAAUAUUCGGAUGUAAACAGAACGGCCCAGGGGCCGUAGAGGCUGUCAAUGUAUUUCACCAUCUUUUUUACGAGGGGAACGUCGAUAUUUAUAAUAUCGACGAUCCUUUGAAGAAAAAUGCAACGAUCGGGUUUAUCAAUAAUUUUGGUCAAAUUCCGAAGCAGCUAUUUAAAAAGCCACAUCCAUCUAAAAAGAUGUCUCAGAGGACUAGCGUUAUCGACCCUGGUCCUAUCACGCCUGGACUUAGCAUAACAACGUCCGAUAGACUGUUCUUCCACAAUCUUGACAAUCUAAAACCAUCUUUGCAACCGAUUAAGGAAUUAAAGGGCCCUGUCGGACAAAUUUUACACUUGGAUAAGGCUGUACUUGCAGUGGAACAGAAUAAAACCCUGAUUCCACCAUCGUACAACAAGUACGUCGCGUGGGGCUUUGCAGAUCAUUCACUAAGAAUAGGAAACUAUGAUAGCGAUAAAGCAAUAUUUGUCUGUGAGGGUAUGAUGCAAAGCAGUGGGGAAAUAGUGGCCUGUGUCUGUCCAUCAUCCAAGUUAAUCGUAACUGCAGGCACUAGUUCCGUGGUAACUAUUUGGGAAUACGCAAAACGGCAGCUUUCUAUUAAACAAUGUUUAUACGGGCAUACGGAUGCUGUAACGUGUCUGGCCUCAAGUCCGGCAUACAACGUUAUAGUAUCAGGAUCGAGAGACAGUACAGCCAUCAUUUGGGAUCUGUCGAGAUGUCUUUUUGUGCGGCAACUCAGGGGACAUGCUGGACCUGUUGCUGCCGUUGCCAUAAACGACUUAACGGGUGAUAUUGCGACUUGCGCGGCAACGUGGUUGCACGUGUGGAGUAUUAACGGGGAAGAAUUAGCAAGUGUUAAUACUUGUGUUGGCAGAGCCGACAGGAUGCAACAGAUUCUUUGUGUAGCAUUUAGUCAAACGCAUGAGUGGGAUUCUCAAAAUGUCAUCAUGACAGGUUCAACGGAUGGAGUUGCUCGUAUGUGGUCGAUGGAUUACGUGCAAGUGCCUGCCGAGGAAGACAAACCAAAAGAAGUGGAACCUGAAGCAGAGAAGAAAGGGAAGCCAGGUGGCGAAGAAGCUCAGAGCGAAAGUACAAAGAAGAGAGUGCACGAUCUCGUUAAGCAAAUGAGUAUUUCUGCCGAAGGAGCAGCAGGCAUGCUUGCGAAAAGCGGAUCGGAGAGCAGCCUCUCAGAACCUGAGAAUACCAAAGAAGCAUCGAGACUGCACGAAGAAAAGGAGGAGUGCUCGGAUAAUGAGUCCAGCAAUGGAUCCGGUAGCAAACCCUCGCCUCAGAGUAAUCAUUCUACUACCGUUGUUCUUCGAAGAAAAAAUCGAGGUAAUCCGAUGUUUCGGAAAAGUGAAGGUGGAGGUCGUGCCGACAGUGACGGGACACAAACUAGCGAAUUGACGAAUAUUUCUGGAGAUUCCGAAGGGGCAUUACGAGCGAGUAAAAGUGACACCAGUCUGACGGACAGCUUUGUGGUCGUUACGGAAGCAGAUACUAAGCCUAAGAAGAUCAAUCCUCAGAACAUUUUAAGGGAAGGCUUUAAAUGGCAGCGACAGUUGGUUUUCCGAAGCAAACUGACAAUGCACACUGCCUACGAUCGCAAAGAUAAUACCGAGCCGGCAUCUAUCACUGCUCUCGCGGUAUCGAGGGACCAUAGAGCCGUGUACGUAGGGGAUGCCAGAGGAAGAGUGUUUUCUUGGAGUGUAUGCGAACAACCGGGUCGAACGGUAGCUGAUCAUUGGCUGAAAGACGAAGGAGCUGAUUCUUGCGUAGGCUGUGGAGUUAGAUUCAAUCUUUACGAGAGGCGUCACCAUUGUCGCAAUUGUGGACAGGUGUUUUGCUCUAAAUGCAGCCGAUUUGAAUCCAAGAUAUCCAGACUUGGCAUUUUGAAACCUGUAAGGGUUUGCCAAGGAUGCUACUCCACACUUCGCCCUCAAAACUCUACGGAAAGCAACACUUAAUAUGGUAAUCCGAAAUUACCCGUGAUAUACGUUCUUCGUUUAGACGAAUAUUUAUUUUAUUUGUACAUAUUCAUGAGUGUAACCGUACACCUCCUCGAAGAAGUAGAAUUCACGUUAGGGGGGUGUAAACGUUGCCUGGAAUUUCGGUGGGUAAUUAUGUUGGAGCCCCCACGUUUUAUUGCUUCAUGACACGGCAGUACGGAUAUCGAUUGAGAAUACGUCAAUGCAGGGGCCUCUUCGUAAAUAUAACGCACUUCUUCGAUAAACUCCUGCACUUACGUUUGAAAACUACAUUUACACUCGAGCCAGCUAUUUUUAUCAGGACUACGCGAUCGAAUAUAUUGUACCGCGACGUUUAAACGGGACUAUCCCACUUUUUCACAUACAAAAAAAAAGAAGCACGAUAUGCAAUGUAUCGUUUACAAAUAGUGCCGUUGGUACUGACUAUUACUAAUGUGCUAAGACGUGCGGAUAAGAGUCUGACUAAUUACACGUAGUCGAAGUAACCACCAAAGUGCGGAUAUAUUACAUUACGCGGGUAUAAACCGUGUCGAAGGGGAUGAUUUGGUAAUACGUUUUCACGCAAGGGAUCGAACGAGUGCAUUCUGCGAUCCAGUUUUCCAUCUAUAAAAAUUGUAUAGGUAGACUCUCGUAAGCAGUAGUUCCCGGAAUAUUAUACAUAUAACCAUCGGUGUUACAUGCAUAGGGGACAAUUUAUUAUUCGUAAUCUGUGAUUCUUAAUUUUACAUUAUUAUUUAGAUACGGUAAAAAGAAAGGAUUUAAUGACGUUUGAUACUUGCAUUAUAUAUACAUAUAUAUAUAUAUAUGUAUAUAUAUGAUUUCGUACGAACUAUUAACUUCAUAUUAAUGUAUACAUACACUGUGCGAAGUAUUGGUUUUGCAACACAUGUGGUAUACACUAACUUAUAUUUAUUAGUUGGUACGUAUUUUACGGUAUAAUUUGGCAGAAUAAUAGCGGAAAAGUAUUGGAUAUUUAGAACACACGUAUGUUUGAUGAUCCUCAAUAUUUAUCUCUUUUUCUUUUCUACGGUUGUAAUGACAUUGUGGUACGUGUCCAUUAUCUUUCAAGCUAUAUCCCACAUUCAACGAGCGCAACCAACACGAACACGUUGCCUUUUAUUUGUCCAUUAUGCUUAAUUUAUUCAAACGUGCUACUACACAAUAGACAAUACCGUAUUUGCGUAAGAAUUACAAGGAAACCGUAGACUCUAAUCGUAACGCCGAUAAGUGAAGGUAUAUACAAAUCCAGACGUUUGUUUACAACUUAGAUAAUAGUAUUACCCUCAUAUAUAUAUAUAUAUAUAUACAUAUACAUAUAGUAAAAAAAAACCUGGAUCGUCGCGAGAACAGUACUAAUAUAUCCGAUGAACGAGGUUUAUAAAAUUUUAAACAAUCGACACGCGUUCCGGGAAAAAAAUUCACGAGAGUGCUAGCUCGAGUAAGAGUUACCGAAAAAUGUCAAUUGUAGCCUUUUGAGCUAAUUAAUACGUUCAUAAGAUCGGAACAACAAAGACGUAUUCGUUAAUUGGUAUUAAUUUGUAUGUCUUUUAUAUUCGGUUGUUUGAAUUAUUUUGACGCGCUGUGAAUUUUUAAAACUUGACCUCCCUUAACGAGAGAAAUUUGGAGACCCAAUUUACUAUCUAAACAUUAUAUAUAUAUAUUCGUAAAAUACGAAACAAAGUGUCAAGCGAUUCGUAGACAUUUCGUACUAUUUAUUGCUCCGAUAACUUCGCACAAAUCAGGAUCGAGGUAGCUGGAAAAACUAUUAAAACCGACGUUAAUAAUUAUGACAGUAUUGCACUUACUAAAGUUACUAAGUAAGACAGUACGCCCUACUGUUUCCAAACGCGUAAAUGUUCUAAAGUAUAAUCAAUUAUCUAUGCGAAUUCGUAAGAACGUCAUAACAGAAUUAAAAUAAUGAAUAUGGGGAAAGCGCUUUGAUGAUCUGAAUUUCAGAUAACGUUUUUAUCUGCUAAUAAUCUACAUGCUAUUAUUAUGUCUUAUUCAUUUUUCUGGUCGAUGAUUCCAAUGAAAAGCUAAAGCUACUGUUACUAGGUAAACCAUACAUCAUACAUAAGGAAAUAAUCUAACGAUACAAAGCAGCAAAAUCUAACCGAUACAAUUUCCUUGUUUAGUAAAUUAUUAAAUGAUUAGCGCUGCCGCGUUAUUUAUCUAUUUAUUUAUUUCAAAGAACACAGAAAUGAUGUGUGCGGUAAUAUUCUCAAAGUAAAUUUGCUGUUACUAAUCUGUAUCACAUUUUUAUGUGAAGAUUCAAAGAUUUCACUUUUUUACUUCUCCCAGACACAAGACAUUUUCUAAUCAAAUGUGCUUUCGGUGUCAUCGUACCUUUCCUCAUAUAAAUUUGCUAAAUUUAUUAUCUUUAACAGUAUUAUUUAUAAUUGGUCAAAUCGGAUAUUAUUUGUACAUAUAAAUUCUAAUGAUGGCAUGAGUUUUGCAGACGAUUUAAUUUUUGAAAUAUUGUAUAUGUUGCCAUCUCGAGGCAAAUGUAUAAUAUACAAGAGAGAUGUCCUAGUCCAUGUAACAUUAAAAGUAUUAUAGGUGUUUUUAUUAAAAAGAUGGUGGAUGUGCCAUAAAAGGCGUUAAUUGUUGUUUAAAUAUAUUCGAGUUCGUUUGGUUCACUUGUAAUAUCUACAAGAGUAUACAUCAGAAUCGAUCAAUCACGUGGAUUAUUUUUAUAUAACAGUGUGUUCGAAGUAUGAUCAUUUUAAUUAAUCAGUAUCGGUUCACAAGAGAAGUCCUGACUAAUUGAGAAAAGAGAAUACAAGAAUAAUGUAGAGUCCACUUCUUAAGUCGAGGCAUCGGCCUACUUGCAAUUACAAUUUUAUUUUAUAAGCUAACUUCUUUCUGCAGCUAGCCUUUUGCAACUCUACAUAAUAACGAUUGGAACCUUCAGUUGCAAUAUUAGUAAGGCCGGAGUUGCACUUAAUGUUUCACCCAACCCACUAAUAAAUCAUUUAUCUUUGUAACUAAUAACGUAGAAUGCUUAUAUUACCUUGUGGAGUAGUUAAAUAAUUGUAAAAUUCAGAUUGUCGGAUAAAGAUAUCGCCACGAUCAAAAUCUAUUUUGAAAAGUUGAUACGUCAAAGUAAUAUCGUAAUUCCUUCUCAUUGAUAAUUAGGUAAAUAAAAUUAUCCUCUCGAACGAGUAAUUACUGCUGAAUUUUCGGUAGCAUUGCCGCCAAAUGUGCGCCAUAAAAAAUGUAGAACUGGAGCAUCGUUUUAAUCUGCAAAAUCCUGAGAUAGUUGCCUAAUGCAAAAUAAAAUGAUGGAUAUUUUUCAAAACAAAUAUUUGAGUUCCCCUGUCUGAGAACGCUGACCUAUUGGUCUCUUCGUUUUCUCUUCUUAAAUACUUUAACUUGUAAUUUCGUAAUCUUACGUCUAUUGAUGGCACAGAUUUGGGUCCGCCCAAUUUCUUUUAAUUUUUUACCCGACGAGUUGGCAUUGACAUCUCGAACUCACAAUUAAAAACAAGUCUCCAACGUUAAUCGCUAAAUCAAGAUUAGAAUACGUCUAAUCGUUUAUUUAUAUUCAUAUUUCCGUGUAACCUAAAAAUAAAGAAUUUUACGCCGAGGAAUCUUGUUCCACGGUUGAGGAUCAAUCACGAGGACACGUGUGUGUGAAGAAUUAAUAAGUCCGAGAUUUAUUCGUUAUAGUGCUUCGUUUAACCGUGGCCGAAUAUGAAUUAGUGAACGGCCCCUAGAUAAAUGAUGUCAAGUGUAGUAUUUACUCGACAGGAUUUGAUAGAUGAAUCAGAAUUGGAGCGAUUAACGAUCAGACCUCAAUUUGUAUAUAAUUAAGAGAAUUAAAUCUAGUAUUGUAAGCUUCCAUCGUUUAGCGAUGUAAGUGAUGAGAAAUAGACUUUAGAAAAAUCGUGUCUAAUCGGGUCUGUUUCGCUCUCUAGUGUGAUCUGUGGACAGCCAGUCAUGAGACUAAUUAUGCUAACGAGUAAUAGGAGGGAAUACCAUCCCUAAGAUCUCUAAAAUACUUGAAAUUAUUUAUUGCUAAAAGUAUCGUGUAUCAUCGCGCAAGUUUAUUGUUACUGAUUUUCCACGGAUCAUGUAAUGGCGAAAAAUCUGCACCCUGAAUGUAAUAAUCAGGGCUUGGAUUUUGGCUAGUCCUUUGACAAUGUUGAUGUGCGUUUCAUUAGAAUUAUGCUCCAACCACAUGAGUUCACAUUUUGUUAAUUAUCUAAUUGGAAAGAAGUAAACAGACCGAAUAAAUCAAUUUGCAUUUUCAUUUAAAAUACUGAGGGAAAAAAUUUGAAGUAAUUAAAAACCAAUUUCGGGGUAACAUCGACUAUUAUUUUUCUAUCUUUCGCAGCCCUAACGGGCAUUUUAAUUCAAUGUGUAUGCGCAAUUGUAUUCCUUAUUUAAUUAAGUGGAUAACUUUAGUGAUAGAAUACCUAUCAAGAAAAAAUAGCAUCCAUGUCAAAACAUAUCAAAUUUCGAGCCCUGAUGAUAACAAAUAUUAAUGCCCAACGCGUGUACGUAUGAAGGUGGAUGUGUGUGUGCGCUCCGUAUAUGUACAUAUGCACACCGUUAUGCAUAUACAGAAAUAUACAUGUCUGUGUAGUGUACUGAUAAAACCAUCAUUUACAUUGUAUGUAGGUAGUUCCGUCGCUGGUUGAUACUCGAAGAAUGUUGCAUAGUUGAUCUUGAUCAAAUAUAGCUUUAUUGAAUGGGCCAAAA
This is a messenger RNA of Orussus abietinus, 15179 nucleotides long. RefSeq names its product WD repeat and FYVE domain-containing protein 3 (gene bchs). Lineage: Eukaryota; Metazoa; Arthropoda; Insecta; Hymenoptera; Orussidae. The transcript is spliced from 47 exons. The coding region runs from base 114 to 10451 and encodes 3445 amino acids. Gene Ontology annotation, molecular function: metal ion binding; protein binding. The record is from RefSeq and is a predicted model, not a curated record.